AUGGUGACUGGUCGGGUGUGCAAGAAUCCUCUAGGACUGUUCUCGAAGGGAGCCCAGGAGACGCUGGAAGUCAAACUGCGCCUUGUUCCCGUUCCCACGGUCGUCCAGAACGAGUAUCUCGACAAUAUGCACAAAUACCGGGAAUUUGGCAAUGCCGUCCCUCACGACUACGAUUCUCAGGCUUGGUCCAACUUUAUGCGUCAAAAUCCCGGUCUAUCGGAAUCCUCCAGGAGCCAGCAGCCCGCAUCUCCUAUGAACCAGUUCGGGAUUGACAGGUUUCAUCAAAUCUUGAGCGAAGGAUCCACGCCUCGAGAAUUUUCUACGUUCCCUGGAAACGAGUCGGUCCGGUCAGUGUCGCCUACACAUUCUUUCACUGCACCCAGUCGGAUGUCAACCCCAGGGGGCUCUCGAGUACCAAACCAGCAACAGUCCCAAUCUAAACAGGGCAUUCCCCACAAUGAUUUGGUUCGCCCUUCCUCAAGCGCUUCGAUGCGGGACAUCGAGUUCCAGACACAGACAUCCUAUAAUGCACGGAGAGGGUCAAUCCACUCAGGAUAUGGGAGUGGUGGUGAGGAAUGCAUCGAUCCUCAACCGCGGAAAAGGGCCAAGGUGUAUCAGGCCGGCUGGCCGGGCAAGUCCGAUAUGAAUAUCGAAAGGCACCCAAGCUCACUGCGAGUAGCCGCCAGCACCGCGGCCUCCGUUCGAAUCCACCGUCCGACUCCUGUCAACCCAUCUAUUGCAGCUGAACAGUCCCACGAUGAGCCUAUUCGUCCACCCACCCCGAUCUCUCGACCCGGCGGUCUUCCCCGCCGAGGACGGCUUCCCACCAGUCUGUUGCGAGAAUCCUCAACCAACAGCAGCACUGGAUACACAUCGCCUUAUUACAUUAGCGAUGAUAAUAUUGCUACGGACCCCACGGGUCAUUCGCCCGAGGAGUCUCGCUAUCAGGGUCUUUUCGAGCCUUCAUUUUCCAUGCCAUCUUCUCCCCCAAUCAUGGAGACUCGAUUCCCGACUAGGUCGAGUCCUGUUUUGCCCCCCAUCUCCCUGGACACAGAUUCCGGUUUUAUGAGUGGGGGCUUGGAGGAUUUCUUGAGUGAGGAUGCUGCCACGCCUUUGGAAGAUGCCAGAAGAGCUUGCUCCCACGAUAUCACUCAGGACAAGCCCCCUGUGCGCCCAGCCGUCCAAGCCAGUUCUCCGGCUAGCGCCAUUGGUACAGUUUCAGUCAAUCCAUCUGAUUCUUGCCUUGUGGGCGAUGGUCCACAAGAACAGACACCCAAGGAAACAGCGCCCCCGCUCUCUCGUCCGAAUACCUCGGCGGGAUCUCGACCUGAGUCGAGGAGUGGUGUGCGGAUCGCACCAAAACCACCAGUGCUGGCGCCCGUGUCACAGAUUCAGGUUCAGAACUCGGUGAACGCGAACCCCUCGCGCAAGAAAGAUAUUACGAACCCUGCCAGUGACCCUGUUGGGCCCAUUCGCCCUCCUCUCAAACAUUCUCAGAGCGCAUCUGGUCCGAUGAGCGAUUUUAUAGUGUUGACACCGGGCCGCCGAGGGGCGGGUGCCAAGCGGGUGCAGACGCGCUUGGAUGAGGCCAUUGCGAAUGGGAAAGUUCCCCCUUACUGCGAAAACUGUGGUACAAUUGAGACCCCCACAUGGCGUCGAGCAUGGUCAAAGGAGAUUGUAGGCGGAGAGCAACUCGCUGCCGAGAUGAUGCAAAACCCGGUCAUGUUGUUCUGGCAGAUCAUGGAGCGAAAUACGAACGGCGAAGUAUGCAAGUUCAAGAUUUACAAGAAGAGCAUGGAGCGCGACGCUGACUGCGUGCAAAUACUCCUCUGCAACCCUUGUGGUCUCUGGCUCCAUAAAUUCAGAAGCAUGCGUCCUGAGAGCAGGUGGAUCAAAAGCUCCGAGAACAAGAAGAAACGUCCUUCGGGAAGCCGCAAGGGCGGUCCGCUCUCCAAUCCCUGCCCUGCAACUCGGACUCGAAGCAAGGCCGCGCCGACCAAGCCCCAGGCGUCCUCUCCAGCGCCCACCGAGGCCUCCUCUGUGCCCGCCGAGGACAUUGAUCAUGAAAAUGACCAGGAUGAUGAUACAGAAGCACCCCCCAGCAAGCGUCGCCGUGCGAACAGCACUGAGCCCCCGCGGUCGACUGAGAUUGCUGAAAAUCGCUGGGAGGAACAAGAUGCCGUCGAGGCGCUGCGACGGGCCGUUCAAUCCAGCCCGGCACGCAACGUGGAAUCUCGCACUGCUCCAACGACAGGCGGUGACACUGACAGCCUUACGCCGAAGCCGGUGCGGAGACUGCUAUUCCCUGGCGUACAGAAUGAAGAGCCCCUCAAAGAGCUCAGUACUUCGUCCGUCAACAGCUGCUCCCCUCGACGUAGCCCUCGCAUUGCGUCGCAAGACAAGCGAGGUCAGGAGAAGGAAAACCAGGCACCUACGCCGCAAGACGACCUCGACGGGCUCUUCGAAAGCCCCAGCGUUGACUUUGAGCUGCCCGUCAGUCCGACUCCUCGUCGACGUCACCUGAGGGCGAAUAUUCUCAACGAUAAACGGGUCCCGUUGCCUUGCAACUCGCCAACCAUCAACAAGCGCAAGGAGAUUGGCUCUGCCACUACGCCAACCCGAUUGUCUGCGGAGCGGCUGCAGCGUAUCCAAGAAAGCAAGGGAAGCCCCCGGCCCUCGCCACGACAGCACCGUUCUCCCAAUAAGCACGGCAUGUCCGCGCUGCCAGAUGGCGGACUGCACUCAGAGGCCUUCGAGUCGCUCGAUGGAAUGAUCCUGGACAUUUUCGAUGACGCUUCUGGCCAACCCAACUCCUUUUUCCAGCUGGAGAACAACAAGUUCGCUGGUGACAACUGGGCUGACUGGCUCCCGUCCAACUAUGUGUCUCCAGCGGGAUCGGACGACGACCAUGAGCAUCCGUCAGAGGAUCUCAUCAAUGCGAUCCUGUCCGAUCCUGACAUCCACAAGGAAAAUCUCCAGAACUCGGAGAUCUUCAACUUUGGGGACUCGGCUGUCCCUGAUUCGGGCUUCUUCAGCUCCGACGCUCUUCAUGCGGAUCCCGCCGGUCUGGCGUCAAAACCCCAGGCCUCUUCCAAUGAGCAGCCUACCGGUCCACCGGUAACGUCUCCUACAGCAUGA
Messenger RNA from Penicillium alfredii, 3138 nucleotides. Its product is annotated as putative GATA transcription factor (Ams2). The transcript has a single exon. Gene Ontology annotation, biological process: rDNA heterochromatin formation; regulation of transcription by RNA polymerase II; silent mating-type cassette heterochromatin formation. NCBI's taxonomy places the organism in Eukaryota, Fungi, Ascomycota, Eurotiomycetes, Eurotiales, Aspergillaceae. The record is from RefSeq and is a predicted model, not a curated record. Bases 1 to 3138 code for a protein of 1045 amino acids. Gene Ontology annotation, molecular function: sequence-specific DNA binding; zinc ion binding.